Molecule: messenger RNA, 7691 nt
Organism: Tachysurus vachellii
Lineage: Eukaryota; Metazoa; Chordata; Actinopteri; Siluriformes; Bagridae
Gene: arhgap23a
Product: Rho GTPase activating protein 23a
Exons: 24
Coding region: 692-6106 (1804 amino acids)
Biological process (GO): signal transduction
Molecular function (GO): protein binding
Source: RefSeq, a predicted model, not a curated record
AGAGAAGGAAAGAGGAGGUUCAGAAGACUCAAGGGACGAGUGCGAGGAAAAAGAAUGAAACAAAGAAUGUGAGAGAGAGAGAGAGAGAGAGAGAGAGAGAGAGAGAGAGCGAGAAAGGCAGUCAGCAUGUGAUGCUAUACUAAUCCAGACAGUUAGUUUGAUUCAUUUCAUUUAACUUGGAUGGCCAGCUUUUCCAGCUGCUGGCCGGCUCUUUUGGAUUUACUAUUUCACCACAUGCCACACACACACACACACACACACACACAAACACACACACGUUCGCACCCGCAUGCCCGCCGUCUGCCAGCCGGGAGUCUCUGAUCUGCAGACGGGAUCUGCUUUCAUCUCCGGAUGUGCCACAACAUUCAGAGCACACCGGUCUAUGCCUGGUGUUUGUGUGUGUGUGUCUGCAGGCGUGACAUGGAACUUUUUGGAUUAACAGUGGAAUGUUGAGAGACUCCCAUCGAGGAAAACCGUGGAAUAUCAUGGAACGAGUUUAAGAGUUUGGAAUUCUCUCCUUUCUUCAGUGAUGCUUUUGGCUUUUUAAACUCUUUCAUUUUCUUUAUUGCUCAAUCUGGAGUCUGGCAGUCUGAGAUGAUCUCUGAGUGACUGACGCUCCGGCAAGCCUGUCCUUGUGCAAUCGUGUGUGUGAGUGAGUGUGUGUGAAUAGCUUUACGUGUGUAUCUAUGCGAUGUUGGCAACGGAUGUAUUUCCCGUGAUAAUGCCUGCUGUCGCUGCAUGUCCACGACCGAGUGCUAGAGAGUGGAGCUUUUGGGACGUGGUGGGGGUGGACUGUAGUGCCCCCGAGCCACGGUGCAUCUGGGUGGCUGUGUUCCGGGACAACUUGCUCAUCACCCACACUCCCAGCAUUGAGUCUGCACCGACUCAACCCAGAACAGACUUCUGCGGAAACAGGACAAAGGGCCGAAGAGAUGGUAUCCCGUCGUCCAGCGAAAACCCUCGGCCGGUCCUGGGGGGCGGAGCUGAGGGCAGGGGUUUGUCCUGGCAGGGCCCGCGGACGCUGGUGCUCCAUAAGAACUCACAGGGCUUCGGCUUCACACUGCGCCACUUCAUUGUAUAUCCGCCUGAGUCGGCCUUGCACACUAGCCUGAAGGAUGAUGAAAAUGGAAAUGGAAAGGGUCUACAGCGAAGUCGGCUGGAACCCAUGGACACCAUAUUUGUUAAGAACGUGAGGGAGAAAGGUCCUGCUCACCAGGCUGGUCUGUGCACAGGUGACAGAUUAGUAAAGGUGAAUGGGGAGAGUGUGUUGGGCAAGACAUACUCCCAGGUGAUAGCACUAAUUCAAAACAGUGAGAGUGUGUUGGAGCUCUCCAUAAUGCCAAAGGAUGAGGAUGUACUGCAGCUGGCUUACUCUCAUGAUGCCUACCUGAAAGGGAACGCACCAUUUACAGGAGGGGCCCAAAAUCUUCCUCCACCGCCCCCUCUGUGCUACCCACCACGUUCCCAGCCUUAUCCAAGCCACACCCCCUGCCCCAUCUCUCCCCGGUCCCCCAACAUGGGACAGAACCAGCUGGACAACUGGAGCCGCUGGCACGGCUCUGCCUCCAGCCCUUCCCCACCACUUGACAACCGGACAAGUGCACCUACCACCACCAGUAUGGCCUGGGCAUCAGAGGGCCAUGAAGCCGGGGGUGUCAACCAUAGCAGUCCUGCCCAUCGCACUGAGGAAAUCCGGUAUGGUAUGACUCAGAGAGGACGUUCAUUUUCUUCCUCAUUUUCUACAAGUCCACCGAACCAAGCUCAGCAUGGGAACAGCAGCAAAGAAAACUUGUCAUGGGGCAGCCCACCAAAACCUGCACCAGUGUCAAGUUCAAGAAGCAGUGAACGUACCCAACAAGCCCUCACUAAUUGGUACUACAACCAGGUGUCAGAACGGGAACGGGAACGCUUAAAUGCGCGCUCUCUAAACCAUCGACAACGCAGUUUCUCUCAGGACCGCCUGGCAGAGCUAAGCCGAAGCAGACGGACACAUAGGACUGAUUUUCCCCAGAGUGCCUCUCAGGACACAUUGCUGCACUCUGGGCAGCAUCCUCACUGGAUGCAAGUUUUGCCUUCUGUCUGCCAGAACCGUUCUCAGUCCGAGAACCUUCUACGCAGUCGCUACGGACACUCGGGUCGUUCAUUAGAGGCUCUAGACCAGGUACUUUGCCCGCUCUCACCCCGGCAUGAAGGCCAAGCCUGGCGGCAGCAACAGCCCCAGGGGCAGGGAAGCCAUUUUAAUCCUUCACAGACGCCACCUACUACCCGUCAUAUUCAAGUUCACCGCCAACACCAAUCUAAAUCUUCUGAGCAGCACCGUUGUCAGCAACACCCUCCCCAACAGAAACAACACCCCCCAAAGCAAAAUCCAAUUUAUUCAUCACAACAUCCACCACAGAGCCGUCGUUUGACCUCGUGCCAGAGUGUGGACCAGGAGCAGAUCGGCUACCGCAGUUACAGUCCCUCUUUUAACCGCAAAAGUGGACGGAUUCUACAGCAUGCUCAGUCAUUCCGGGACCCAUCGUACACGGGGCCACGCCUCAGCUGGACCAGUCUUCCUGAGGGCAUGGCUCCAUCUCCUGCUCCAUCACUUGCUGCUGCUGCUUGCUCAACAUCUGGUGAAGGACAGGAUGGAACUCAUCGUCCAACUAACCAUGAAAGAGAGGGUGGGAAGGUAGAGCAGGAGACCCAAGUGCAGGUCCAAGAGGUGGUGCUUAGGCAAAAGCCACCCAUGGGCCGAAGGGCUGGCCAUGUCCACCGACUCCCCCUGGCACUUGACGGAAGUGACCCUCUACUUUUUACCUCGGACCCUGAGGAAGCCCUGGUGAAGUCAGAGGGUUCUUCCUCCCACCGGCAUGCGAACGGUAAUCUUGCACCACUCUCUGUGGAGGAUGACUCGCUGGCCUCUAUCCCCUUCAUUGAUGAGCCAACCAGCCCGAGCGCAGAUCUGCGGGCGUGUCACGUCCCUGCCUCGUCCGUCGUGUCCAGUGGCGGCCUUAAAUCCGUCCCCGCUGUGGGGACCAGCCCCGUCUCCCCAACCUUCACCUUCCCCCUCAGCCGCCUCUCCUCCCAUGACUGCAGCAGCAUCAAGUCCAGCCGCCGCUCAUCUUAUCUGUUGGCCAUCACCACUGAGCGCUCCAAGUCAUGUGACGAUGGACUGCACACCCUCAGAGACGAUGGGCGGGUCUUCUCGAGGUUGCCAAAGAGAGUUAAAAGCUUCUUCGGUGAUGGGUCUCUGGACAGCUUGACAGUGGCUGAUGAAGCUCGCUCUAAGCGCCACUCUGCCUCGGAGCUGGGUAGCAUCAGCUACAGUGACGUGAGGAAAGAAGGAUGGCUGCACUACAAACAGAUCCAUACUGAGAAGGGCAAGAAGGUGGGCAGUGCCAUUCGUCCCUGGAGGCGGGUUUUUUCAGUGCUGCGCUUCGGUGCACUUUACCUCUACAAAGACAAGAGGGAGGCGCUGCUGAAAGGUGCCGCCCUGGGAGGCGGAUCCGAAGACGAGCAACCGAUCAGCAUCCGUGGCUGCCUGGUGGACAUCGCAUACAGCGAGACGAAGCGUAAGAACGCGCUGCGACUGACCACACAGGACUUCUGCGAGUACCUGCUGCAGGCUGAGGACAGAGAUGACAUGCUGGAGUGGAUCAGAGUGAUCCGGGAAAGCAGCAAGACUGACAGCGAGGAGUUGGGUUUCUCUCGACAAGCUCUCAUCAGUAAGAAACUGAAUGACUACAGGAAGCAGAGUCCGACAGGUAAUAAGCCUGACUCAUCUCCCCGAGUGACACGCAUGACUUUCUUGCUCACCAAAGCUGACAACAGUGGUGCACCCCCGCGCUCCCCCAAACACGAAGCCAAAGAGGAGAGCAGUCCUCCUAAAUCUCCAUGGGGCAUCAACUUCAUGAAGAAAGCGAAGAAGGCGGACCCGAAAGCGUUCGGAGUCCGGCUGGAGGAUUGCCAACCUGCUUGCAAUAACAAGUUCGUUCCACUGAUUGUUGAGAUCUGCUGUGGCUUGGUGGAGGAGAUGGGUUUGGAGUACACAGGAAUCUACAGAGUGCCAGGAAACAACGCUGUGGUGUCCAGCCUGCAGGACCAACUCAACAAGGGCUGUGACAUUAACACUACGGAGGAGCGGUGGCAGGACCUGAACGUGGUGAGCAGCCUGCUCAAAUCUUUCUUCCGAAAGCUCCCAGAACCCCUCUUUACCGACGACAAAUAUAACGACUUCAUCGAUGCCAAUCGUAUGGAGAAUCCUAGUGACAGGCUGAAGACCUUGAAGAAACUGAUCCAAGAUUUACCAGAUUAUUACUUCCACACUCUAAAGUUUCUAAUUGGUCAUCUGAAGACCGUAGCCAAUCACUCAGAGAAGAAUAAGAUGGAGCCUCGUAACUUGGCACUAGUUUUUGGACCCACUCUUGUGAGAACAUCAGAAGACAAUAUGACGGACAUGGUCACCCACAUGCCUGACCGCUACAAAAUCAUCGAAACUCUUAUCCAGCAUUAUGCCUGGUUCUUCAGUGAGGAACACGACAAGGAUGAAAAGACACCGGUGGACACAGAGGACGUUCAGCCUGCCCCCAAUAUAGACCACCUUUUAUCCAACAUUGGCCGAGCUGGACUGCUGGGCGAGAUCUCAGACUCAACCAACAGUGAUUCAGCAAAAUCAAAGGGCUCUGGAGGGUCAAAACGUGAUCUGACAGCCAAGGACUUCCUGACGACGCUAGCCAUCAUGUCUGCUGUGACUCGGAGACGUAGAAAACGACCAACCGCCCGCCUCCUGGGCAGCAGCACUGACGAUGACUCUGAACAAGAGCCAAUCAGAGUCAGUCUUACUGUGGAUGGAGAGGGGGAGGGAAAGGGAACAGAGCAGUGUGAAUCUGACAUGGCUCCACGUGCAGAGGCAGAAGAGGAUGAAGAUGAGGAAGCGGAAGAUGAUGAUGAAGAGAAUGCGGAAGUGACUGUGGCCUCCCCAGGCAAGGAGAAACCUGGAAUGCCUUGUGAGGAAGAAGCACAUUCUGUUAUCCUUAGUGAAGAAGAGGACCAGAGGUCUGAAACAAAAGGUCGCAGCUGGAGAGGGGAUGAUGCACGUUCUAUUGUCUCGGGUUACUCCACUCUCUCUACGCUGGGGCGGAGUUUAGCCUCUGAGGGACGGGGUGACGAUGCAGAUGAUGAGCAUAGCGAGCUGGUGAGUGAGACGGACAAUGAAAGUGGCUUUGCCUCGCGGUCUCUGACGCAGGAGCGUCCUGAAAAAUGUAUGCCACCUCCAUCAAAUAUGUACACCUCAGCAGAGCCACCUGCACCACGCAGCUUCCUGUACACACACUACAAAGCCUCUUUACCUACUCCUAUUCCCGCUCCUGCUCCCGCCCCCACAACCAUGCCAGCGUCUCCUUCUGCUCCCUGCAAACAUCCGACCCCUGAACUUGUAGAAAGAGGAACUGAAAGUGCAGCACGUUCCUCCACUCCCUCCACUUCCUCCUCAACUGCCUCCCAACGCCUCCAAAACCGACCCUCCUUCAACUCCCAUCGCCUAAUUCAGUGUGAUACUUUAGCACGCCGCCGCCUAAAAACAGAAAAGGCCAAAGCUCGUUCACUAGAUCUUUUAGAAGUCCGUAGUGCUUCACCCAGUGAGGAGGAACCGCAUUCUAACAAAGGGCGAACAAGAACCAGCCUCCUGGAUUCCUCCACUUCUCACUCACCCAAACUGACCCCAUCCAGUAGUCACCUAUUAGCUUCGCCCUCUAUCUUAGGCUCUACCUCUGGUGCCACAAAUCAGGCAUCUCUGGCAGAGCAGGUGCGUGCACGUCUGCUCGGCUCAGCAGAGGACAUACGUUCCGUGGGGCUGAGGAAACCUCUCUCGCCUGAGACAUGCCGGCGGAGGCGGGCUUGGAGGAGACACACAGUUGUGGUCUCGCCUACUGACUCUUCCCAAAAGAGCUCUCAAGCCUCCAUUGCUGUUAACAACAACAAACCCCCGGCCCCGCCCCCAAAACCUUCCGUUCUAAUCCGACGUCUGGGGGAGAAGCCCAUCCCCGUUCCUCAGCGCUCCUCAGCUGACGCCUCUUCAUUAUGCCGGGCCCCACCUACCUCUCAGUUCCACGAAUGCGUGUGACAGCAUUUGAAUCAGAGUAAUUAGAUUUAAUACCCCAUUUUCCAUUAACAUGGUGCUCGAUAUAGGAGCCUGGGAACCUUUUUUUUAAACAGCCACCCUUUUUCCACUGGUAUAAGAAAUAAUAUUUACAUAUUGUUGUGUCAAAGUCUGUGAACACAGAACACAGAGGCAUCAUCACAGACCAUAAUUACCCCAAGAUAACUUACCUUUAGCAACAUAGUCUGAGUGAUGUUUGUGCAGCAUUGCUAGCAUUAUCAAUGUAGCUACUAUUUAGUCAAAUGUAAUUUCCAGUGAAACAGUUGUUUCCUCAUUGAACCACUGAGUCACAGUAGAAUUUUUUUUUUUUUUAAAUUCAUCUGUUCAUGUCUUGUGGCCAUGAAAAUAACUUGAGUGAUAAAACCCAUAGCCCAAAAACAUUUUUCCAAACUAUUCUACACCCACUCGGGAUCCGGCACCUUGUUGGUGGAAGAGGGGUAUCAAUGAACGGGUUCACUAACUCUGUUUUUUUUUUCUUUUUUUUCCCCCAUUCAUAGCUGCUCUGCUUGCAUGACACAGGGCUAGUUUUUAACUGUUGCCAAAGUUUUUAUUCUCUUUCCUUCAGUCAUUUGAGUGCUCUUUUAUCAGUGUGUUACAAAAGGGCCAGAGAGCAGCAGGGUCUCCACAUAACAUUUUAAAGAACUGCCAGGGAUCUUGCCACACACUUACAUUGGGGUCAUUGUGUGUUUUGGUGCUUUACUGUGUGUUCCCUUAAGACGUGUACUCAUUAUCUUACCGUGUCCAAUGGAGUGUAUUUAAUUCACCCGCUUUUACCUUUUCUUUGUCUUGUUAACAACGACGAUGCUGCCUCAUCAAAGAUCCUGGGACAUAUAUAAAGGGUACACAAACAUUGACAGAAAAACACACUUUUCUUCAUCAUCUAUACUCAAGUAUAGACUUCAGCAAAGUAUUAAUGCAGUAUUAGUGAGACAGUGAUUGCCAACGUUAGAUGUGUUGAAACGGACCCCUAACCUUGCUCAUGUCCCCUUGUUAACACACACACACUCACUGAGCUUGCAGUGCUCGUUCUAAGCAUUUUUUUCAUCUGUGUAUUUUUGUCUGAAACGGUUUGUGUAUAGUGUGUAUGUGCGUUCAGCUAUUUUGUAACAUUUGUACAAAGCCUUGCUAAGUUAAUCUUGUAAAUAUGCAUAUAAUAUCAUAUUUGUUUUUAAUUUGUUUUUAUAUAUGGUUUACAAAAGCGCACAUAGGUGCGUGAUCAUUUCUUUUAAGAUUUUACUUGAAAUGGUUUCUUUAAUGUUUUUUUUUGUUUUGUAUACAGUAUAUAUAAAAUAUAUAUUAUAUAUUUUGUAUGAAUAUAAUAAGUACUUUCGUUUGGGGUGUUAAUUGUUUUAAAAGAAACAAAAACAGAACUAAACCUCCGAUAGACUGUUGUUUAUUUCCUCAUAAAUGGCCUUUUCUCUGUGACUUACCAGUACUAUGCAGAACUUCAUACACCUCAAUGCAAAGAAAAGAACUUUAACCUGCAGAAGAGUGUCUGUCCAACGGCCUGUCACAUGCUAUAAUAAAUUCCUUCUUGCUGGGCAUUGCA